GUGGGCAAGAACGAUGUGAUGCAUGCCUGAGUAAUGUUGGCAUUGCCUCCGCCCUAAACGAGUAGCUUCUGCUUCUUCACAGCCGGUAAAGUGUGUAGGAAAGUGGUUUGGUAGUAAUGGAAGGUAUUGAAGAGCAUAGAAGAGAGAACGCAGACAUGGUGAAUCGAGUAGCCGGUAAGGAAGUCAAGGAUGAUCGGUUUGUCGGCCUUCUAGUCCGCCAAACUGUGGGAUCGCCACACCGCGCAACCUUUGCCGUUAAUGUGCCAGAGCGCAUCUCAUUGUGAAGAAGACAUGCAGCAAAUGUGCGUCCAUUUCAGCGAU
Molecule: messenger RNA, 321 nt
Organism: Baudoinia panamericana UAMH 10762
Lineage: Eukaryota; Fungi; Ascomycota; Dothideomycetes; Mycosphaerellales; Teratosphaeriaceae
Exons: 1
Coding region: 117-284 (55 amino acids)
Source: RefSeq, a predicted model, not a curated record